UAGCGCAGUACGUGUUAAAGUGUUGCGCUCAAAUAAAUAGAUCGUCAACCUUUUUUCGUUUCCGUAACUUAACUAAGCUAACAAAGAUGAAAACUUGUGCGGUGUGCAAUGACCAGUUUAACGAUGGGGUUCAGUGUGCGAGUUGCAGGAAACAUCUGGAUUUCUCUUGUGCUAACGUUUCCGAAGUUGGAUGGAGGAGAUUGGGUGUGGAUCGCAGAGCUCAAUGGAAAUGUCCUGGCUGCAGAGCACCGUCCCCGGUGUUACUUUCGCCACAACCGCCUGCUUCACUGGACACAAUUCUUAGUGAAGUACGGGAUAUGAAGCGGCAGUUACUGGAUCUGCCGUCAUUAAUCCAUGACCUUAGGUCUAUCAAGGAAGAAUUGUCUGAGCUUAAGAAAAGCUAUGACUUCUCUAGUAGCCGGCUGGAUGACUUCGACAGUCGGAUUGGUGCUCUCGAGGCAAAAGCCUCUCAGCUGGGGAAGCUUCAGGAUACUGUGUCUUCGCUGCAAGCUGAAGUUGCCUCAACUAAGCUGGAACUUUCAUCGCACGACCAACGAUCCCGGCUUAACAACGUGGAGAUUAAGGGGAUUCCUCUUAAGAAGGACGAGAAUUUAUUCUUGGUGGUGGACUCUAUCUGUCGCAAAAUUAAGUACAGUUGUGACAAAACCCUGAUCAACUAUAUCUCUAGAGUGCCUAUUCGGAAAUCUAAGGACAAAUUGCUGGUAGUGAGUUUCCUGAACCGGUAUGUAAAAGAGGACUUUGUUGCAGCAGCGCGUGCCGUUAAGGAUUUGUCCACUGCGGAUCUGGGUUUCCAGGGAGCACCUCAACGAAUUUAUGUAAAUGACCAUUUAAGUGUCGAGUCAAAAAUGCUUUUGAAUAAAACUAAAUCUACUGCUAAGGACAAAUGUUACGAAUUCGUAUGGGUCAAACAUGGUAAAAUACAUGUGCGCAAGGAUGUCAAUUGUAAACCCUUUAUUGUUCGCAGAGAAACGGAUUUAAACAAAAUUAUUUAGUCCGCUGUAAUAAACUAAUAUUUAAAACUUAUUGUAUGCAUGUUAGAUUAAUUAGCCUUAAUAGUUAUCUUAAAUUCAUUUAUUUUAGUUUUAUAAUAUGUUUAAGUUCGUGCACUAAAGUUCUCUUUGUUAAUGUUAAAAGGUUGAACGCCUCUGUGUCGCUAAUGAGCUUACAUUGUUUUCUCUACUGGCCUGUUUGUCUUCGGGGUCCAACGCAUGCUAAUGCAUUCAUCUCUCUUGCGCUUGCGCGUGUUACCUAUUGGUGCUUGCUCGCUCACUCAGUUG
Molecule: messenger RNA, 1298 nt
Organism: Helicoverpa zea (corn earworm)
Lineage: Eukaryota; Metazoa; Arthropoda; Insecta; Lepidoptera; Noctuidae
Exons: 1
Coding region: 87-1013 (308 amino acids)
Source: RefSeq, a predicted model, not a curated record